AUGGAGCAGCAGCUGCGCGCGCUGAGGCAGCACGUCCUCGUCGCGUCGUCCUCCUCCUCCUCGGCAGCGGCGAUGGCCGGCGCCCUGGAGGGCGUGGCGCGCGUGUACGACGAGCACGCGGAGUCACUGGCGCGGUCGGCCGCGCGCGCCGACCGGGUGGAGGACGAGUUGGAGGCCUCCGUGGCUCUGCUGGACGCGUGCGCCGCGGCGCGGGACGUGCUGGGCGCCAUGCGAGCGCGCGCCUGGCGAAGAGGGCAUGCGCGGACGCCAGGAGGCAGCGCCGCCGCGCCGGCUCGAGCUCGAGGCCGUCGCCGUCGGCCGAGGCCGAGCUGGACGGGGGCCACGCGCUUCAGGAAGCGCGGUGGCUCACCGUUGCCGUCCUGGAGCGCGUCGUGGUGGCGCUGUCCCGGCGUGUGCCCGCGGUCGGCUGCGUCGGGCCGCGUCGGUCGGCGUCGGCCAGCAGCUGGGCCACGUGCGUCGCCAGGUUACAUGCUGACCGCUUCCUCCUUGUCGUCCAAGGACUCGCACGACGGCGAGGGGGCGCUGCGGGCGCAGCGAGACCUCAGAGCGCUGGUCGACACGAUCCGACAGCUGGAGGACGGGCUUGAGCUGCUGUUCAGGCGCCUGGUGCAGUGCAGGGUGUGUUUGCUGAACACGCGCAGCUUUUAG
This is a messenger RNA of Miscanthus lutarioriparius, 669 nucleotides long. The record is from the annotation of a GenBank genome assembly. Lineage: Eukaryota; Viridiplantae; Streptophyta; Magnoliopsida; Poales; Poaceae.